AGCUUGCAGCUCCAUCUCCAUCGUUCCCUGUAAUCGAGCGUCGAGCUGCGCGAUCUGCAAUAAUGCACGUUUCGUGUCGGAUGGGAUUCUCGGUAAACACCGCGGAGCCGUCAGGAGCAGGAGCAGGAGCAGGAGCAGGAGGCGGACACGUCUUUGUUUUAUCCAAAUAAUAGCAACAACUAAAAAAUGGCUGGAUAUGGCUGUGGCUUUGACUCAACACACACGGCUUCGCGAACGACCCUGGACACCAUAACCAGUUGAGAGAGCGCGGCGCAGAUCAUCUUAAUGAACGUCAUAAGUGGGGUUGGGUGGCCAUGGACCCAUUCAGCCUGCUUAUUCUCACCAUCUCGGUGAUCAGUUUCAUCACCUUUCAGUGGCUCUUCCACAAAGUCAGUCCCUGGAUGUCCACUCACAUCAGCCUCGGCUUCCUCAGCCUCAGCGACAAGCAGAAGGUGGAAUGGAACUCAAGGACGGUGUCGACGUUUCACGCACUGUUGGUGGGAAUCUUCUGUCUCUACAUCUUGUUCUUUGAUGAUCCUGUCAAUGAAGACCCAGUCUGGGGAGACCCUACACUGGUGAAGACUAAUGUUGGCAUCACAACAGGCUACCUCAUAUCUGAUCUGCUGCUGAUAUUUUACUAUUGGAAGGCGAUAGGCGACAAAUUUUUUGUAGUUCACCAUCUGGCAGCGUUGUAUGCUUACUACUAUGUACUGGGCGAAGGAAUGUUGCCUUAUUUUGCUAACUUCCGCCUGCUUGCUGAGUUUUCUACACCAUGUGUGAACCAGCGCUGGUUCUUUGAGGUACUAGGUUAUCCCAAGUCCUCCCGGCCCAACAUGGCGAAUGGCGUUGCCAUGGCAGUAGUCUUUUUCGUGGUCCGCAUCGCCGUCAUGCCAGUCUACUACAUUCGUAUGUACGCGGUCUAUGGUACCGAGGCGUUCUACCUGGUGCCCUGGGGUGGCCGUGUAGCUUGGAUCGGCUCCAGUAUCUGCCUGGACAUCAUGAACAUUAUGUGGAUGCAUAAGAUUGCCCGCGGCUGCUACAAGGUGCUGCGUUCGGCACGUCAGAGCAAAGCCGCCCCCCCUCAGGAGAACGGGAAGGUGGAUUAAAGGAAACAGGGUGUCAGUGGUGAGAGAGCCACAACAGAGUAACAAUGACGUCACUCUCAGCGCAUUGGGGAGCAGCAGCUCGGACGCUUACCUGUCACACCAGGGAAGAGUGAUAUCACAGGACCGAAUGUAAUGAGGGAAAUUCAGUCACUGAGAUGGACCGAUGGACCGUUGAAACUGGCCAUCCCGAAGCCAUGAAAUGACCCGUCAGCAAUACUGUGUGCAUGGCCAAUUAUUUUUCUCUUGAACAAUUUACCACAACACAAAAGAGUCCUGGGACAAUGGACUGUUAGCCCAACCACAAAUUGUCAAAAAGUUUACCGUUCUCUACAUACUUUGUGCUCAACAAAAUACUUCAUAUUUUUGGGGGUUUUGUUUCAUUAUUUUCAAUCCCAGAAUUCAUUUGAUGAAACGUAAGCUAAAGAUUUAAAAAGGAACCUGGAAAACAUUCAGGGAUUCCUCCAUGCAGGUCAGUACCAUAAUAUCAUUGUCAGAUUCCUGUUGAAGAGAAGGGUGGUCAAGCAUUGCUUUUUUUUCUUUUCUCAGUAAAUCUUGAGCUGAAUUUGCAGGGACUCGAUUGACAGAAGAGAUUACAUGAAUUGCAAUCACAGAGAAAGAUAAGUAUGGAUUAUUCAGUUAAUCACUCGCCCACUGUCAUUCAGUUAAGAUAAGUUUAUUUAGUCUUUGGUUGCAUUUGAAUGGUGUAAUUUAUAUAAUGUAGGGUUGAAAGGGCCCCGGUACACUGUAUGUUGUCUAUUUCUUUUGUCUUGCUGGGGUCAAGUCAAAUGAGUUUUCAAACAUACAAAAAAGUAAAGAUAUUGUUUUUAAUGAAAGGUCGCUGGUGUACAGAAUACCCUCAAAACGGGGAAACCGAAUGUCAAUGCUGUGUUUGUACACUGACGUGAAGCAAUGCAAGACGUUGUCCUUAAUAAUAGUGAGGCGACAGUUUUCAUUAAAUGUGUGUACAACCUGAAAUUCCACAGAAUGGGGAAAACUAAAAUGCAUCUGUGCAUUAACACAGUUUUGUUGUUGACACUGUUUUGUGGGAGCGAUCAUUUAUGUCACAUGGUGCAGUGCAUGUUAAAGGGUGAAACUGACCUGGAGUGUCACAGACAAACCUAAAAGACAUAUAUUAAACACAGAGUACAGACAAAGAGCAGCUGCUUUCAAGUGCUUGUGUAUGCUAAGAGGGUUAGUGGGAAAUCUGACACUCCUUUUAGUUAUUCAGGCAACAGGUGUUGACCUUAAGUUCAUAUAACGUCCACACUUCCUAUUUUUGAAUAUCUUUUCAGGCACAAGCUGUUCAAAGUUACCCCCUGGGCAACAUUUUGCCAACAAGCUUCAUGCUGCUAUGUGUGUUUACCAUAAAGGAAUUGGACAUUUUAGCCAGAGAAUUGAAUUCAGUACAUGAUUUCAACACAUUCCUUUGACUAAUGUGAUUUGGCAGAUUUUUAAGUUUGAUGUAAAAAAUCAAGGACAAUAAUCAGUGUUUCAGAGGGUAAUGGUUCUGUACGUGUCAAAAUAUAUUUUGCAGAUUGAUAGAAAUAGCUUACACAUGAUUUCCAAUCCGCUGUUAAACAUAAUAUACACGUCCAUAUUUAUUCAUCAGCUCGAUACAAGGAUUAUGGGCUUUUCUUCGGUGGACAGGAAUGUAUGGAAACGUAAAAAUGUACGUUAUAAUUGUUUUCUUAAGCAUCAUUCUACUGACAAAGCUGUCAAUCAUCUAACAGCACUGAACACAGGAACAAAUCUCCUCAAAGGGUUUGAAGAAAAAUGUAGGCCUAUCAUUUGUUUAAUUUAAAACUUGCAAUUCAUCGAUGAUUUACGAAACAUGUACUUGAAUUUUCAUCGCAAAUGUAUCUUUAUAUGAGCUGUACAUCAAAAGCUAUUGUCAAAUGUUUUGUGAAACAGAAACAGGGAUUGCUAGUUUUGAAAAUACGCCUUGCUAUGUUCAGCAUUUGAUUUUUGUUGCCUUUUUUAAACAACUCAUGAUUGCACACUGAAUACUUUGUUACAUCCAAAAGGAAAAAAAAAAACGUUUUCCACAUCUGAUGCCUGUCUAAUGUGAUUGUUUGGCCUUUUGUUUCAAAUGUAAAAACCAAGAGGCGUGUUAAGGCCGGUUGUUUUAGUGCUUUUGUUUUGUUAUGGUUUUAAAAUUUCAAAGAUUUCGAGUAUUUGUGCCAGUGCUUAAGCCAUUACUACUCCAAAAGUAUAAUUUUUUUUCAUAUCCAUGAGCAUUUUCAUACAGUGCCAACUUGUAACCAUGAUUUGAUGGUUCAGACCAAUUCUGUGCACAUCCCCACUUCUGCACGCUGUAGCUAGUCACAGGAUAAUGAGACUCAGUGUAGUUUGGCAUGGUAAAACGGUGUGAAAUACUUCUGUCACUGUCGCCGUUUGACUACCGGCAGUGUGUUCGGAACAGGAUGGACUCAAGCGGUUGAUCAAUAUCUCACAUCUUAGAAAAGAGUCAGGAUGUGUUAAUAUUUCACUGGAAUUAAGUGGAAACCAUGCAAGGUCAUGCAUGGUCAGUAUGGUCGUCUUCUUCAUGCACCCUCUAUAACUGCAUGUGGUAUUGCAUGGGGAUUGCACUGUAAACAAAAUAGCGCAUACAUUUGCAAGAUGAAUUUUGUUCUUUUUUCUUUUUUUCCUAGUACAUGUACAUAAUGUUUACUGAAACGUUAUUCUUGUACUGUGCCACAUAAUGUAAUCCACAUGAUGAUGAUGAUGAUGAUGAUGAUAAGGAUGCGAUGGAAACAUCAUAAAGCAGAUAUUAAAUAUAAUAUCCAGCACAGAAAUAAUCAGUAAGGGAAUACUUGAAUACUAAUCGGCACAGUCUAUAAGAAUCUGGGCAGUGCAAAUAAACCUGAAACCUACGAGCAUCUUGCAUUAUAUGCGUACCAUUGUCUUUAAUUUAUUAAUCCAAGAGAAGUAGAAAUAAAACAAAGCAGAUGCUAUGGUAAUACAGAGCAUGGUGCUGCUGGUGUUGGUGUUUCGGUUCUGAAUGUUUUAUGGGGAGAGAUGUGAGUAGGUGGAGUGUUAAGUGACAUUCUAUGAAUGUAUUGGAGAAGAGAAAAAUAUAUUUGUCAUUUACAUUUUUGUUUGUUCUUUACAAUAAAUACCAAAUUAACGGA
Molecule: messenger RNA, 4237 nt
Organism: Anoplopoma fimbria (sablefish)
Lineage: Eukaryota; Metazoa; Chordata; Actinopteri; Perciformes; Anoplopomatidae
Product: TLC domain-containing protein 4-B-like
Exons: 7
Coding region: 315-1106 (263 amino acids)
Biological process (GO): lipid homeostasis
Cellular component (GO): membrane; endoplasmic reticulum
Source: RefSeq, a predicted model, not a curated record